UAAUUUUUGGGAGCUAUAAGGUCUUGGUGCUUAUUUUUACAGUUUAUAAGCUAUUUGGAAACUUAUUUUGUCAAACACUUUAAAGGAGCUUAUAAGUUUUUAAACAAUUUAUAAAUUGUUUUAAAGAGUUUAUAAGCUCAGCCAAACACCUUGCGUCUGCAUCUAUUUUAGUGGUCUCAAAUGUCUUGCUCGAUGCACAUUCAUUGGCAGACUUGUAUUAAGUCUAAUCUAGCUUAUAUCUAUAUUAUCAAGCUUUAUGCGUCUAAACCUUUUGGGGCACAUAAUAUGACAAAAUUAAAUUACUUGACUUCAAAAUUUUACGGUUUUUACCCCAUCUUUUCUAAUAAUAAUAAUUGUUUGUUUCCCUUCACGACAAUUAUAAAUUUAUAGAGGUGAAUUGCUGUAGAAAGCGGAAAAAAUACACACAAUAUAAAUUUGUGUGUAUUUAUAUAGAGUUUACGUACUUUUUUAACGUGAACCGAAGAGAAUCCCAAGAUAGCAGCACAACAACCCAUUUCUGCCGUCGCCUUCACGAAAAUCUUCUUCCCAAUUUCCACAAAGAAUUUCAUAUUUCCCCUCCUAUAUUUUCGACACACAUACGUCUCUUCUCUUGUCGUCUUUAUUUAUGAUAAUCAUUGAAUACACGUAAUUGCUCAUAUUGCCUUCCUAGUCCUAUUUGGACGACUGCUUUACAUUCACUUCACGUAAUAUUCGAACACUCGAUUUGCAAUUCCUCACCAAUAUAUUGAUGAAUCUAUCGCUCCAAAUCAUCAUCUCACGCGGCGGCAACAUGGCCGGAAUCAUGUCCGUGGCGAUCCUGUCGUUGUUGGUGGUGUUCUUCUUCGUGGCCAUGCUUCAUUGCUAUGCUAGAUGGUGCAUGGCGCCGCCGGCCGCCGUGGUGGGGUCCCACCGUUUACUCAUCCUACGGCACCUGUUGAAUAUGGAGGGUGUCGUGGAGUGGGCCCCAGAGGCGCAGGGGCUCGACCCUCACGUUUUAUCUUCUAUUCCCGUAUUUAUUUGUGAGGGCGAAUAUUGUAGCGGGUUGGAAUGUGUGAUUUGUUUGAGCUCGUUCGAGAAUGGGGAGGAGGGCAAGAGGCUUCCGUUGUGCGGCCACGCAUUCCACGUCGGAUGCAUCAACAUGUGGCUCCACUCCCACGCCACAUGUCCCGUCUGUCGGGCUCCCGCCCUCCUCGUCGUCGAAGAUGAGUCGAAUGUUGAAGCGGUUAGUCUCGAUGUAACGAGAGUGAGUGACGAGUUGGAAAUUGUGGUUCAGGUUCCGGGUUCGGAGGGCGGGUCCGGGUCCAAUGCUACACAUAAAGCUGCUUUCGUCGUCUAAUCACGUCUACUGAUUUCACAUUUCAACAAAUUCCCAUCGUCUAAAAAAAUAUCUCAAUCUUCUUUUGGAUUCGUUCACAGAAAAAAUAUCACUUUUAACAUAUAAUAAUAGGGUUCACACAAUUUUAUUUACAUUUAAAGUGAGAUUCUUAUUCUAAUAACAAUUUCAUUCACAUUUUAUUAAAAUAUCGUUCACAAUAUGACAAUUUUUUGUGAAUGAAUGAAGUACAAAUUUUGUUUUUUGUUCAAUGUAUAUAAUGGUUUUUUCGAAUGAAAACUUCUUGACUUUC
Molecule: messenger RNA, 1625 nt
Organism: Salvia miltiorrhiza (redroot sage)
Lineage: Eukaryota; Viridiplantae; Streptophyta; Magnoliopsida; Lamiales; Lamiaceae
Product: RING-H2 finger protein ATL63-like
Exons: 1
Coding region: 749-1336 (195 amino acids)
Source: RefSeq, a predicted model, not a curated record